Oppia nitens is the source of this 969-nucleotide messenger RNA. Its product is annotated as retinol dehydrogenase 12-like. The coding region runs from base 1 to 969 and encodes 322 amino acids. The record is from RefSeq and is a predicted model, not a curated record. NCBI's taxonomy places the organism in Eukaryota, Metazoa, Arthropoda, Arachnida, Sarcoptiformes, Oppiidae. The transcript is spliced from 4 exons.
AUGUUUUGUCACGGAGUAACUGAAUUAUCGCAAAAUACUGUCGGAUGGAGAUAUAAGUGUACGUCUACUAAACAAUUAGAUGGACAGGUAGUUGUAAUAACCGGUGCCAACACCGGUAUCGGCAAAGAGACGGCCCGUGAUCUGGCAAAACGUGGAGCAAAAGUAAUAAUCGGAUGUCGAGAUGAAACAAGAGGUGAGGAUGCCAUCAAAGAUAUCCAAACAAAGAUCCCAAAGGCAGACAUAACGACAAUGAAACUGGAUUUGUCUUCACAAAAGUCUGUCCGCGAGUUUGCCCAACAAUUGGCCGAAAAAUAUCAGAGAAUUGAUAUACUCAUCAAUAAUGCCGGCGUUCAGCUGAAAGAUAGAAGUGAAACGAUUGAUGGAUUUGAAAUGACUUUCGGAACCAAUCAUUUAGGACAUUUUUUGCUAACAAUGCUUGUAUUGCCAUUACUACGAAAUUCACCGAAAGCACGGAUAGUUAACUUGACAUCAGUUGGUCAUAAUUACGGGGUAAUUGAUUUCAAUGAUAUUCAUACAUUAAACAAACCGUACGAUAUGUGGGAAGUCUAUGGUCAGAGCAAAUUGGCUAAUAUAUUGUUCACCCGUGAACUGGCCCGACGACUGGGGAACGACUCGUCGAUCAAUGUCUAUGCCGUACAUCCGGGAGGUGUGCGUACAGACAUUGCCCGAAAUCUAACGUUUCAAAUGAAAGUCUUUAUGAAUGUUUUGGGUCAAGUAAUUCUCAUAAGUGCUAAAUCGGGUGCUCAGACAUCACUGUACUGUGCCAUAGAUGAGGCCUUAGAUAACGAAACCGGAUAUUAUUAUGAAAAUUGUCACCGAAAUGAUAAAUUGGCCCCAAAGACAAAGGAUGACGAAACAGCCCAACGAUUGUGGGAAUUGAGCGCACAAUUAGUCAAACUUGAAGAUCAAUAUAAUUUGCCGAAAAAUCCUAAUUAUAUUUUUCAUUAA